Messenger RNA from Aphanomyces invadans, 531 nucleotides. RefSeq lists its product as hypothetical. Lineage: Eukaryota; Oomycota; Saprolegniomycetes; Saprolegniales; Verrucalvaceae. The transcript has a single exon. The coding region runs from base 1 to 531 and encodes 176 amino acids. The record is from RefSeq and is a predicted model, not a curated record.
AUGGCCGACUCGAUCAAAUGCUCCUUCCACUGCAACCGAAGCCAAUGCACUGUCGCCCUCUGCAACAACCAAGUGUACGCCCGGCAGCUGUGUGUUCGCCACGGUGGCAAGAAGGUGUGCGAGACCCCCGGGUGUAUCACGCACGCGUGUGGAGGGGGCCAUUGCUUAAGGCACGGCGGCAUCGCAAGGAAACGAUACUGUUCCGUCGAGGGGUGCAGCAGACAAGCCCACAAAAACCAAAGAUGUGUUCGGCACGGCGGCGGGCGGUACUGCCAAACCCCCCAGUGCUCGUCCCAUGCCAGAUUUGGGGGCUUUUGCUUGCAACACAAUGUCGACUUGGAGCCGAUCCAGCACGUGAAUUCGUCGUUCAAGGAGCCGGCCAACUACGUGCGCAUGCUGGACCCUAUUGACUCGGCCAUCCUCGAGUGCCUUGCAACUUACAGCGUCCACGCGACCGAUUCUUCGUCGUUCGCGUGGAGCUGCUCAAGCAACAUCAACGCGCCUUCCCGCGACAGGUUUCCCAUUCUGUAA